Cyclopterus lumpus (lumpfish) is the source of this 2891-nucleotide messenger RNA. It is a transcript of the gene cwf19l1, whose product is annotated as CWF19 like cell cycle control factor 1. Gene Ontology annotation, molecular function: RNA lariat debranching enzyme activator activity. Bases 875 to 2548 code for a protein of 557 amino acids. The transcript is spliced from 14 exons. Gene Ontology annotation, cellular component: post-mRNA release spliceosomal complex. Gene Ontology annotation, biological process: mRNA splicing, via spliceosome. Lineage: Eukaryota; Metazoa; Chordata; Actinopteri; Perciformes; Cyclopteridae. The record is from RefSeq and is a predicted model, not a curated record.
ACUAAUAUAAUUUAAUACACCAAACAAUGAUACACUUUUUUUUUCAUAGCAUUCAGCAUUAAAUCUGAGAAAUAUACAAUGAAAAAUAAAGUAAACUACAACUUCUGGGAUACAUUUUUGCUAAUAUACUGUAUAUUGAACAUAAUAGUUUAACAAUGAAUACAUUUAAAUGAGGUACUGGAGAUAUUCAUACUUUUGUAUUUAAUUGUAUUUCAAUUUAAAUAAUGAAGAUAACACAUACAAUGUUCUGAAGAUUCAUACAUUUUAUUUUCAGAAUACAUUUUGCCUAAAAAAUAACACUUAAUUAUGUUGUCAUCUGCUCUUCGGUUAUUCUAUUCUAUUUUAAAUGACACACACAUAAUUAAUAUUUUAUCGUAGAAUACAGUACACUUAUUUAUAAAUAAUUGAAAACAGUUUUAUCGAUCUCAGAAGUUCCUUCUUGACCUUGUAAAUAAUCAAAGAUCUGAAGAAGACUGGUCUUCAAAAAGACAGUAAGUAGACCUUCAGCUGCGUUCACACGAUUAAAGUGUUUUCAAGUACAUUUACGUGUAAGAGUCAAAUCUGGCAACCCACCUCUCCGCUCUAAAACCUCUCCGGGUAACAACUUGACUUAUUUAUUUUUUAUUUUGGGGGGGAUUAACUGAAAUAAUGUGAAGUAAAUCUCAAAAAUCUACAUCGACAUUAAAAACAUUUGUCAGUUUAUAAAUAAAUACAUCCCGCGACAACAGUUUUUACGUAAAAGACGUGAGAUUUGUCAAAUGGGGGAAAGGUUCCGCUGUUUGUUUCGACCGGACUUCUUUUAGCGACGUACCAAACGUCGAAGCUGCAAACAUCCAACUCAUUUGAACUCUUGCAACGAAUAUUUAUCCAAAACAUGGCGGAACAACCAGUUAGAGUUUUGGCGUGUGGAGACGUCGAAGGCCGGCUCACCGCCCUGUUCACCAGAGUCCAGACCAUCCAGAAGAAGGCCGGCCCAUUUGAUCUGCUGCUGUGUGUCGGGGAGUUCUUCGGGUCGACGCCGGAGGCCGAAGCAGAGUGGCAGCAGUACAAAACUGGAGCCAAGAAAGCUCCCGUCCACACGUACAUCCUCGGAGCGGCGAGCCAGAAGGCGGCGAAGAGUUUCCCGAGUGCCGACGGCUGCGAGCUGGCCGACAACAUCACGUAUCUGGGUCGACGCGGCGUGUUCACGGGCGUGUCGGGGCUGCAGAUCGCCUACGUCAGCGGGCGGGAGGCGCUGCAGGAACCGGCGCCGGCUCACUGCUUCACGUCCAAAGACCUGUCGGCCCUCGUCGCUCCGCUGACCGGCGGCUCCAAGUUCAGAGGGGUCGACGUGCUGCUGACGUCCCAGUGGCCACGCGGGGUGUGGCAGUACGGGAACCCGCCGGAAGUGAACACUAAGUUCUGUGGGAGCGACUCCGUCGCCGACCUCGCCGACCAUCUGAAGCCGCGGUACCACUUUGCCGCACUAGAGGGCGCUCACUAUGAACGACUCCCCUACAGGAAUCAUGUGAUUCUCCAGGAAAACGCUCAGCACGUCAGUCGCUUCAUCGCUCUGGCAGCCGUCGGCAACCCCGCCAAGAAGAAGUAUUUGUACGCCUUCAACAUCGUCCCCAUGAAGACGAUGGAGCCGUCAGAGCUGGUGAAGCAGCCGCAGGACGUGACGGAGAACCCGUACAGGCGCACCGCCAAAGACAAGCCGAAGACGGGCUUUAACGCCACACCAGAGGAGCCGGCCGGCCAGUUCUUCUUCGACCUGAGUCAGAAGCAGGGGGCGGGGUUUCGAGGCCGCGGCAGGAAGAGACACUCGGACGAAGACGGUCGAGGACGAGAGCAGCAGCAGCGUGACGGAGGAGAGGGGCGUCCCGAUGGACAAAACAAACAGCCCCGCCGGCCCCCUCAGCCGACGGGUCCCUGCUGGUUCUGUCUGGCCAGUCCUCAGGUGGAGAAGCACCUCGUCAUCAGCAUUGGGACACAUUGUUACUUGGCCCUGGCCAAAGGCAGCCUGACGCCGCACCACAUGCUGAUCCUCCCCAUCGGACACUACCAGUCGGUGGUGGAGCUGAGCUCCGAGGUGCUGCUGGAGAUGGAGAAGUACAAGUCGGCCCUGAAGAGCUUCUACAAGAGCAAAGGAGAGCGCUGUGUUCUGUUUGAGAGGAACUACCGGAGCCAACACCUGCAGCUGCAGGUCGUCCCGGUGCCGCUGGACCGCUGCACCACGGAGGACAUCAAGGAGGCGUUCAUGGUCCAGGCUCAGGAACAACAGAUGGAGAUGAUGGAGAUUCCUGAACACACCGACCUCAAACAGAUUGCUCCUCCUGGGACACCGUACUUCUACGUGGAGCUGGACUCGGGGGAGAAGCUCUACUAUCGCAUCCAGAAACACUUCCCUCUGCAGUUCGGAAGGGAGGUUCUGGCCAGCGAGGCGCUGCUGAACAUCCCGACUCGAGCUGACUGGAGGGAGUGUAAACAGAGCCGAGAGGAGGAGGAGGCGAGCUGCAAACAGCUGAGAGACGACUUCCAGCCCUACGACUUCGCCUGGGAAGACUAACACACACACACACACACGCACACACACACGCACACACACACACGCGCGCGCUCGCUCUCUACUGAAUCUCCUCCUUUUUAUAUUGUGACUUGUGUCACUUUCUCCCGGUGGAAGAUGGAGAUUGAGAAGAAGGUCGACUCCGCUCUCUUUUCUGUACGGUGGAUGUGCAGCUGCAGCCGGUUAGCUUAGCUUAGCAUAACGACUGCAAGCGGGUGGGAGCGGCUAGCCUGGAUCUGUCCUGCUUACAUUCCUAAUGCUAAGCUAUGCUAACCAGUUGCAGCUUUUUUUUUAACGCCUUAUUAUUAUUUUCUACUCCCCAAGAGUGUUCUGUCUAGUCCCCCCC